Aethina tumida (small hive beetle) is the source of this 1287-nucleotide messenger RNA. RefSeq names its product mitochondrial tRNA-specific 2-thiouridylase 1. The transcript has 7 exons. Gene Ontology annotation, molecular function: sulfurtransferase activity. Bases 50 to 1264 code for a protein of 404 amino acids. The record is from RefSeq and is a predicted model, not a curated record. NCBI's taxonomy places the organism in Eukaryota, Metazoa, Arthropoda, Insecta, Coleoptera, Nitidulidae. Gene Ontology annotation, cellular component: mitochondrion. Gene Ontology annotation, biological process: tRNA wobble position uridine thiolation.
AUUUUAAAUACAAAUAAAUGUUUUUAAAUUUUAUUUUUUUUUAAUAACAAUGUCAAAAUUAAGAAAAAUUGUUGUUGGUAUAUCUGGAGGUGUAGAUAGUGCAGUAGCAGCUUUACUACUAAAAAAGAAAGGUUUUUGUGUGGAAGGUGUGUUUAUGCAGAACUGGGAUAUUGCAGAUGAAAAAGGUCGUUGCUCUGCCAGUGAAGAUUACAAAGAUGCUUCAAUUGUCUGUGACAAAUUAAAUAUAAAAUUGCGCCACGUUAAUUUCGUAAAACAAUAUUGGAAUGAUGUAUUUACAUAUUUGAUAAAAGAGUAUGAAGCAGGUUAUACUCCAAAUCCAGAUAUUUUAUGCAAUAGAAAUAUCAAAUUUAAUUAUUUUUAUGAUUAUGCAACUGAAAUCUUGGGAGCAGAUGCCAUUGCCACUGGCCAUUAUGCUAGAACAAGUUUUGGCCCUUAUUUAGAGAAUUAUGACCCCAAUAAAAAUGUUUCCAUGCAUUUAGCUGCUGAUGAAAAGAAAGAUCAGACUUUUUUUCUGUGCCAAAUAGAACAAAAAGCAUUAAGACAUACCAUGUUUCCUUUGGGUAACCUACAAAAAUCGGAAGUUAAACAAAUUGCAACUGACAACAAUUUGGAAAAAUUUGCUCAAAAAAAAGAAAGUAUGGGAAUUUGUUUUAUAGGAUCUAGAAACUUUCAGGAUUUUAUUCAAGAGUAUAUAGAAGAUAAACCUGGCGAUUUUAUUAACAUUGAUAAUGGAAAAGUGGUAGGGCAGCAUACAGGUAUACACAAAUGGACAGUAGGACAAAGAACUAGGCUUCAAGGGCUUCCAGAAGCAUUCUUUGUAGCUAGAAAAAAUGUGGAAAAUAAUAUAAUUUAUGUUGCCCAAGGUACACAACAUCCAGUACUAUUUACUAAAUUAUUUUACACAUCUCCAGCUCACUGGAUCAACGAUCAACCAGACGUGUUUAAGAAAGACGAAAUUUUGCAUUGUCAUUUCAAAUUUCAACACACCAAACCAUGGAUACCUUGUAAAGUGUUUCAAACAAAUAAUGGGCUUGUUGUUAGUUUGAGUGAAGAAACUAGAGCUAUUACUGCAGGUCAAUAUGCUGUAUUCUGCAAGGAUAAUGAAUGUUUAGGUAGCGCAAAAAUUUUGAAUUCUGGUGUAUCUGAAUAUUUUUCAAAACUUGAUGUAUUUAAAAAUGACUUUGAUAUUCAGAAUACAAGUUUGAAGAGUUGUGAUAAAAUAAAGUUACAUAGUGUAAAUUGAUUUAAAUAAAGUUUUAUUUCAAA